Messenger RNA from Spinacia oleracea (spinach), 1999 nucleotides. RefSeq names its product aldehyde dehydrogenase family 3 member I1, chloroplastic. The transcript has 12 exons. Gene Ontology annotation, biological process: aldehyde metabolic process. Gene Ontology annotation, cellular component: cytoplasm. The record is from RefSeq and is a predicted model, not a curated record. Gene Ontology annotation, molecular function: aldehyde dehydrogenase (NAD+) activity. Bases 313 to 1776 code for a protein of 487 amino acids. Lineage: Eukaryota; Viridiplantae; Streptophyta; Magnoliopsida; Caryophyllales; Amaranthaceae.
CAACCAGAAAUAAAUUAUCUUUUAACAAGUCGUUCAACCAUUGCCACCACAACCCUCCAUUUUUUCUCGUUACAGUUGUUAGCAUUCACAUGAGACUUAACUCAAACACUUCCUAUAUGACUUUCACUGCUUUCUCCAUUAAACUUCUUCUCAAUCCCAGUAACUUUCGAGCAGCAGGAGUAAGCAAGACGACCUUCAAUUGUUGUUUACUGAAGAAUAAUUCAUCAAAGCUUAAAACUCUACUUCAUCCAGCAAUUUCUACUCGUAUCUACUGGUAAUUUUCUUGCAUGUUCUAGUGCAGGAUUAUCUGUAAUGGCAGAAGAGAAAAAGGAAUCAUCUUUUGAUGCAGAUAAAGCUAAUAUGCUAGUUCAGGACCUUAGACAACAGUUCGAUUCUGGAAAAACCAAGGCUUAUGAAUGGAGAGUAGCUCAAUUGGAGGGUAUAUCCAGAAUGAUUGAUGAAAGGGAAAAGGAGAUUGUUGAAGCUGUUCAUAAAGAUCUUUCCAAGCCCGAGUUUGAAGCAUUUGUUGCUGAGAUUAACAUGACAAAAUCUUCCUGCAAGUUGGCACUUCAGGAACUCAAGCAGUGGAUGAUGCCAGAAAAGGUGAAAACUUCGUUAACAACAUACCCUUCAUCAGCAGAGAUAGUCUCAGAACCCUUAGGUGUUGUGCUUGUUAUCUCAACAUGGAAUUAUCCUUUCUUGUUAUCGCUUGAUCCGGUGAUUGGUGCAAUAGCAGCAGGAAAUGCAGUAGUCUUAAAACCAUCAGAAAUUUCUCCAGCUACUUCCUCAUUACUUGCAAACUUAUUACAAGAAUAUGUUGACAACACCUCGAUAAAAGUCAUUGAGGGUGCUGUUGAUGAAACUUCUGCCCUUCUCGAGCAAAAGUGGGAUAAAAUAUUUUACACAGGUAGUGGAAGAGUUGGCAGAAUAGUCAUGGCUGCGGCUGCAAAGCACCUUACACCUGUUAUAUUAGAGCUUGGAGGAAAAUGCCCUGUUGUUGUUGAUUCUGAUGUUAAUUUACAAGUUGCUGCAAGAAGAAUCAUAGCAGGAAAAUGGUCCUGCAAUAAUGGACAGACCUGUACUGCUGCGGAUUAUGUUAUUACUACCAAAGAUUUCGCUCCAAAGCUAAUUGAUGCUCUGAGGUCAGAGUUGGAUGAAUUUUUCGGAAAGGAUCACUUGGAUUCAAAAGACAUGUCAAGAGUCGUUAACUUGUACCAUUUUAAACGGUUAAUGAAAUCAAUGAAGGAAGAUGGUGUCUCUGAUAAGAUCGUCUUAGGUGGUCAAACAGAUGCAACACAAUUGAAAAUAGCGCCAACCAUCUUGCUAGAUGCUCCAAAAGACUCUCUUCUGAUGACAGAGGAGAUUUUUGGACCUUUACUGCCUAUUGUUACUGUUGAAAAAAUUGAAGACAGUUUUCAAGUGAUCAAGUCCAAACCGAAGCCUUUAGCAGCAUACUUAUUCACCAACAACGAGGAGCUGAAAAAAUCAUUUGUCAAGGACAUAUCAGCAGGGGGAAUGCUCAUCAAUGACACUAUCUUACAUCUUACAGUUCCCGGUUUACCAUUUGGAGGAGUAGGCGAGAGUGGAAUGGGCUACUACCAUGGAAAGUUCUCCUUCGAGGCAUUCAGUCAUAAGAAAUCGGUUAUGUACAGAAGUUUUGAUGGAGAUUCAUCAGUAAGAUAUCCACCAUACACGCCUAAGAAGCUUAAACUGAUAAAAUCUUUGAUGAGUGGCAACAUUGUUCAGACUGUUCUCACUUUAGUUGGAUGGUCUUAAAGAUUGAAAUAUGAAAAAGAGACUACACUUCUGUUUUUUCUAAGAAAACCCACAUUCAGUAUUGCUUAUACUUAUUAUUUUCAUGUACAUACAUUACCUAAUGUAUUGAUAUUGCAAUUUUAUAUAUUGUUUACAGUACAACAUAAACCUUCUGUAAUCUUUAUGCAAGAAUUUCUUGUACAACUCUUUAGAUUCUUAUACUUUACACUGGUUUUUCCAUGUA